This is a messenger RNA of Sorghum bicolor (sorghum), 4024 nucleotides long. Its product is annotated as pentatricopeptide repeat-containing protein At5g65560. Lineage: Eukaryota; Viridiplantae; Streptophyta; Magnoliopsida; Poales; Poaceae. The transcript is spliced from 5 exons. The coding region runs from base 25 to 2997 and encodes 990 amino acids. The record is from RefSeq and is a predicted model, not a curated record. Gene Ontology annotation, molecular function: protein binding.
UGAACCCUAAAGGCCGCCGCCACCAUGGGCCGCCUCCCGCCCCUCCCCCGCCCCGCCGCCGCCGCCGCCGUCGCAUCCACAUCCACACCGGACAUCGUCGCGGAGCUCGGCCGCGUCAUCUCCACGCGCCGCUGGAACAAGGGCCGCGCCUACAAGCGGCUGGCCCCCUCCGUGACGGCCGCGCACGUAGCCGACCUCUUCCGCGCCCCGGUGGCGCCUCUCGACCCGGCCACCGCUCUGGCCUUCUUCGAGUGGGUCGCGCGCCGCCCCGGGUUCCGCCACACCGCCGCCUCCCACGCCGCGCUGCUCCAGCUCCUCGCCCGCCGCCGCGCGCCGGCCAACUACGACAAGCUUGUCGUCUCCAUGGUCAGCUGUUCCGACACCGCGGAGGACAUGCGCGAGGCCGUCGACGCAAUUCAGGCAAUCCGUCGAGUGGGUGGUAAGCGACUCGUGCUGUCCCCAAAGUGCUACAACUUGGCGCUCAGGUCGCUGCUGCGAUUCGACAUGACGGAGUAUAUGGAGAAGUUGUACUCGCACCUCGUGCAGGAGGGAUUGUUGCCAGACACAGUGACUUACAACACUAUGAUCAUGGCAUACUGCAAGAAGGGCAGUCUUGCCGUAGCACACCGGUAUUUCCGUCUCUUGAGGGAGUCUGGGAUGGAGAUGGAUACAUACACAUGUAAUGCAUUGUUGCUGGGGUACUGCCGAACAGGUGACUUGAGAAAGGCUUGCUGGCUACUUAUGAUGAUGCCGCUGAUGGGUUGCAGGAGGAACGAGUACUCCUACACCAUUCUGAUUCAGGGGCUCUGUGAAACACGGUGUGUAAGGGAGGCACUUGUGCUUCUGGUCAUGAUGGUACAAGAUGGGUGCUCCCUGAAUCUGCACACAUAUACACUCUUGAUCAAAGGUCUUUGUAAGGAGGGUAGGAUUCAUGGUGCCAGGAGGGUGCUUGAAGAAAUGCCUCUGAGAGGGGUGGUUCCAAGUGUUUGGACGUAUAAUGCAAUGAUUGAUGGUUACUGUAAGUCAGGAAGGAUGAAGGAUGCAUUGGGGAUUAAGGCACUGAUGGAACGAAAUGGGUGUAAUCCAGAUGAUUGGACAUACAACAUUCUGAUUUAUGGCCUAUGUGGUGAGAAGCCAGACGAAGCCGAAGAAUUGCUGAAUGACGCUAUUGUGAGGGGCUUCACACCUACAGUUAUCACAUUCACUAACAUCAUUAAUGGAUAUUGCAAGGCUGAAAGGAUUGAUGAUGCACUCAGGGUAAAGACUAGCAUGUUAUCAAGCAAUUGCAAACUUGAUUUACAGGCAUAUGGAGUGUUGAUCAAUGUCCUGAUCAAGAAGUGUAGAUUCAAAGAGGCUAAAGAGACAGUGAGCGAGAUGUUUGCAAAUGGUUUAGCUCCUAAUGUUGUCAUCUACACCUCUAUAAUUGAUGGGUAUUGCAAGGUUGGGAAGGUUGGUGCUGCACUAGAGGUCUUCAGAUUGAUGGAACAUGAAGGUUGCCGUCCAAAUGCAUGGACUUACAGUUCUUUGAUAUAUGGGUUAAUUCAGGAUCAAAAGCUUCAUAAGGCAAUGGCUUUAAUAACUAAAAUGCAAGAGGAUGGGAUAACUCCUGGUGUUAUCACGUAUACUACUCUGAUUCAAGGCCAGUGCAAAAAACAUGAAUUUGAUAAUGCUUUCAGGUUAUUUGAAAUGAUGGAGCAGAAUGGCUUGACGCCUGAUGAGCAAGCAUAUAAUGUCCUAACUCAUGCACUAUGCAAGUCUGGAAGAGCUGAAGAAGCUUAUUCGUUUCUCGUCAGGAAGGGAGUGGUCCUCACAAAGGUAACAUAUACAUCUUUAGUUGAUGGUUUUAGCAAGGCAGGCAAUACCGACUUUGCUGCUGUCCUUAUAGAGAAGAUGGUCAAUGAGGGUUGUAAGGCAGAUUCGUACACAUAUAGUGUACUGUUGCAGGCUUUAUGUAAACAAAAAAAGCUGAAUGAAGCUUUGUCUAUACUGGAUCAGAUGACCCUAAGUGGAGUCAAGUGUAACAUUGUUGCUUAUACAAUAAUUAUCAGUGAAAUGAUCAAAGAAGGGAAGCAUGACCAUGCUAAGAGCAUGUUCAAUGAAAUGAUUUCAUCAGGACAUAAGCCUAGUGCAACCACAUAUACUGUAUUCAUUAGCUCGUACUGCAAGAUAGGUCAAAUAGAGGAGGCUGAGCAUCUAAUUGGGGAAAUGGAAAGAGACGGUGUCGCACCUGAUGUGGUAACCUAUAAUGUAUUCAUUAAUGGUUGUGGGCAUAUGGGAUAUAUGGAUCGUGCAUUUUCUACUCUGAAGCGCAUGAUAGAUGCAUCAUGUGAGCCAAAUUACUGGACUUAUUGGAUUUUGCUCAAGCAUUUUCUAAAAAUGAGUUUGGUUGAUGCUCAUUAUGUAGACACAUCUGGUAUGUGGAACUGGAUUGAGCUGGACACAGUUUGGCAGCUUCUUGAAAGGAUGGUGAAACAUGGCUUAAAUCCUACAGCAGUGACAUACAGUUCUAUCAUUGCAGGAUUCUGCAAAGCAACACGUCUAGAAGAAGCAUGUGUACUUUUUGAUCAUAUGCGUGGAAAAGAUAUAUCUCCCAAUGAAGAGAUAUACACAAUGCUUAUCAAGUGUUGUUGUGAUAUCAAGCUCUUUGGAAAGGCCGUGUCAUUUGUUACCGAUAUGAUAGAAUUUGGGUUUCAGCCUCAUCUCGAGUCCUACCACUAUCUUAUUGUAGGCCUCUGUGAUGAGGGGGACUAUGACAAGGCUAAAUCACUGUUCUGUGACUUACUAGGAAUGGAGGACUAUAAUCAUAAUGAAGUUGCAUGGAAAAUUUUGAAUGAUGGUUUGCUCAAAGCUGGCCAUGUGGAUUUUUGUUCACAGUUGCUGUCUGCUAUGGAGAAUAGACAUUGUCAGAUUGACUCUGAGACAUAUUCAAUGGUGACUGAUAAUAUUCAUGAGGCUUCUGGCAGUGUAGUCAGUGAACUCAGAGGAGAAGCUGCCUGACCUGACCCAUGGCAGAGAAUAGUUUUGAUGACAUAACUGGCAAAGUGGUAGCUGACUUUGGCUGUGGCGAGUGUUUACUGGAUGCUGAGUACAUUGCUUAGGAGUGAAAGUAAGAAGCCAUUUCAUCGACUGAUCAUCAUUUUCCAGGAAAUGACAAUGCUUAUAAGGGUGAUUUAGUUCGAAAUGGCUUUGAUAGAUGUCCUGAUCCUGAUGUAAAUCAGAUAUCUGGCCAGCAUUUGUUCAACAUGGAUGCUUACUGCUGCUAUAUUCAUCCUGUCACUGCGAAAAGGUUGCAAGGUUUGUGGAGUAAUAACUUGGAGCAAACUAAUACAGAAAAAUGGUCAUCAUAGUAAAUUCCUGCUGCCUCCUUCCUGUCAAUUAAACAGAAUUCACUGCCAGUUUCUUUUUUCACAUCUAAAAAUCAACUUUAUUUUCUCCCAAUUUGAGUAGAAGAGUUAUCUUGCUCUCUUCACGAUGAGGACCAUCAGCAAAACUUGCACAAUUAGCAGACAAAGCUGCCCUGGAUCAAGUCUGUAAGGCAAAAUCAUCAGAUACUCUCAAGCAUUCACCUCAUGAUGAAAUAGAAGGGGAAAUAGUUUAUUUACAAUCCAGGCUAUCAAUGGUGUUAUUUCUAUGAAGCUGAGAUAUGAAGAUUUGAUACUCAAGGUUGUCCAGAAUAUUUCUUAUGAGUUGGAUUCUUUCAAUAAAAAAGGAAAAUGAGAUCAUAUCAUUGUGAAUCAGUUUCUUCGUGAUCUGAGGGAAGCUAAGAAGCACAGAAACUCAGAGGAGACACCAGGAAGUUCUAGCUAUCCUGGCUGCAACUGCACCUUCUGUUGUACCGACCUCAUGAAAUGCAACAGUGAGGAAAGAGACAGAAAACAAUGUGACAUCUGCUAAACGAGAGGUUAUUACUGUGCUUUGUUUGUUCAGUUGUUUCUUGUCAGGCAUUAUCGUUUUUUUUUUGUUGACUUCUGUCUGUCAAGGCUCUUAUCAACAUGAUACUCCUGCUGGUGAGAUUUGGAACUCA